AUGGUGAUUGUGGAUAAAGCUGAUCUGUCUGGAGGUGCACCUCGAGUCCAGCUUCGGAAACAAAUCACACUGUUUCACUGUGUGUCAAUAAUAGUUGGAAUCAUCAUUGGAUCUGGGAUUUUUGUGUCUCCCGUUGGCAUCCUGCAAAAUGUGCAAUCGGUUGGAAUGUCUUUGUUGUUAUGGACAGUUUGUGGGAUUUUUUCAACUUUAUGUGCUGUAUGUUUUGCGGAACUAGGUGCCUGUAUACCAGAAUCUGGUGGGGAGUAUAUGUACAUUAAAAGAGCUUUUGGUGAUUUUCUAUCUUUUAUAUGUUUGUGGAUUAAUCUGAUGAUUAUACAACCUGUGGGAACGGCCGCUUCCACCCUCAUAUUUGCGACCUAUAUACUCCGUCCAGUGUAUCCAGACUGUGAACCACCUAAAAUAGCUAUACGUCUAAUUGGUGUUUGUGUCUAUGCAUGUCUUACAGCUAUCAACGUUUUUAAUGUAAAAUGGGCGACCAAAGUUCAAGCCAUUAUAACUGCCAGCAAAUUGGCAGCAUUAUUUAUGGUUAUAAUAAUAGGAAUUCUCUGGAUAGUUAAAGGAAAUACAAGCAACUUUCAGAAUCCAUUUGCCAACAGUGACUACAGUGCUGGAUCUGUGGCUAUCGCUUUUUACUCUGGAUUUUGGGCUUUUGGGGGCUGGAAUUACCUUAAUUUCCUAGCUGAUGAAGUAAUUGAACCAAAUCGAAAUUUACCAUCAGCAAUACUUAUAUCCAUGGCAAUAGUAACAGUUGUAUAUUUGGUAGCCAAUGUGGCAUAUUUUGCUGUACUUACUCCACACGAGAUGUUAUUAUCAUCAGCAGUUGCCGUGACAUUCGCAGAACAAACAGUACGCCCUGUUGUCUGGAUAAUGCCGAUAUUAAUAGCUAUAUCUGUUAUGGGUAGCAUUAAUGGUAGUAUGUUGUCCAUGUCCAGGUUGUUUUUCGUUGGUUCUAGAAAUAAUCACCUACCUGAAGUUAUUUCUAUGAUAUCUGUUAGAUUUAGUACUCCAGCGCCAUCACUCAUCGUCAUGUGUAUAUUAACCAUAACAAUGCAGAAUUUUGAAGAGAUCUUUUAUUUAAUAGAAAUGAUGGGGUUUGGAUUUGCAACUGUUCUGACCACUACUUUGGCUGCGCUUAUCCAUCUUAGGUGGAAGGAACCCAAUCUCAAGAGACCCAUUAAGCUUCCAGUUGUAUUACCGAUAUUAUUGUUUCUGAUCAGUACUUCAAUAUUAGUCUUAACCGUUUACCAAAAACCACAACAAAGUGGGUUGGCCAUUUUAAUAAUAGCCUGUGGUAUACCCCUGUAUUUGUUUGGAACAUGGCGGAGUAAACCAGCAAGUAUACAAAUUAUAUUAGAUAACAUAACCGUGUUCAUCCAAAAGUUGAUGUAUGUGGCGGCGGAAGAUGAGGAUAAUUCUAAAACAUUGAACAACGAUGAUUUGAAAAUAUAG
Molecule: messenger RNA, 1470 nt
Organism: Patella vulgata (common limpet)
Lineage: Eukaryota; Metazoa; Mollusca; Gastropoda; Patellidae
Product: large neutral amino acids transporter small subunit 2
Exons: 11
Coding region: 1-1470 (489 amino acids)
Biological process (GO): amino acid transmembrane transport
Cellular component (GO): membrane
Molecular function (GO): L-amino acid transmembrane transporter activity
Source: RefSeq, a predicted model, not a curated record